AUGCGUCGUGCUGGUCUUUUUGCCGUCUGCACGCUUCUCCUCGAAGGACGGCUUAAGCAGCGGGAGCGGCCGCAGCCGACCCCUGGCGCGCCGCUUGAUGAGGCGCAGGUGCAGGGCCUCGAGGCGGAGGCGCAGCAGCGUGGCUUCAUGCGCCGCGACGGCCCCGACGCAAAGGUGUACAUGGAGAUGAGCCUCAGUCGGCCGGAGCGCAUUAGCGGUGGCGUGCCAGUGGCGAACCUUCCGCCGGUGGAGCGCGAGCCAACGGAGUUUGACGUGUACCAGCGGUCCACGCGUGACUUCACGUCCCAAGUGACGCCGUACGGCACCACCGGCGUGGGACUUGGGGCAGGCUUCGGCGCACGCGAGGACAAGCGUCUUGGGUUUCUGCGGCCGCGCAAGCUGCAGCCCUUCGGCGGCGAGAGCAGCAUCGUUCCGAGGUACGAUGAAAACGGCAUGCCCAUUGAGGCGGGACUCACAAAGGAGCAACUGCUGAAGAAGCGCCUGGCAUACAUGAAGAGCUUUGAGGGAACCACAAUGAGUCACCGGGAACACUUUCUCCUUGUCGACCUGGAUUUUGAGAGGGACGCGAUGCUCUUCGGCAACACGCGCGAGGAGUUUGAGCGGAAUGUCACGAAGCUGAAGGAGGUCAUUAGCAAGUACACAAGGUGGGAGCGCACCGACAAUUUCUACUACUACGGCACGAUUUUGUUGAAGGCCCUCACGGCGUGGGUGCUGAUGGAAUGCCUGCAGCAGCACUACGAACUGAAGCUGCUUGCGGGCCACUAUAACGACUUUGUGGGGUCGAUGGAGGAGACAUUGAACGGACUUGAGGAGAACCUCCAGCGCGAUCUGCAGCGGGCGCGGGCUGAGCUGCAGUCUCACCGCCCCGAUUUUAAGCCGGUUGUGGAGGCUAUUCGACGUGAGAAGCGCCGCCUGCUUGAUGCUGAGGCAGCACAUGUGGCGGGGUUGCAAGCCUCUACAAUAAACAACAACAACGACGUCAACGGCAGGAGUUCUGUGCCUGGCGAAGAUGCUUUUGCCGCUGGGAUUGAGGUGACCCUGGAGACAAACGGGGUGAGGAACAAAGGGGGACAGCAGUUCCCUUCCCCUGCACCGCAGCAGGCGCAAACACAGGAGCACUCGCCAUUGGUGUCCUCGACAACACAUGACAGUGUCAAGGGCCACCACCCGAUGGACACGAUGCACGAAGAGCUUUAUUUGUCUACCCUACAAGGACAAGAGACACAGCACGAGAUGCGGCGUUUGCAGGAGGCCGCAGCGAGCAGCCGGGCAUCCUACAGUGUAUUUGGCGCGCUUUGGAGGAAGAUACGUGGGGGUGGUGGUGAUUGUGCGCUCGUGACGCCUCUGCAACAAGAGGACUUUGCUCGUCUCUCAUACGCGGCAAGCCCCACGAGUAUUGAAACGCUGCGUGCCAUACGCCGCAUUCUUCUGCCACGAAGCGAAGACCACAUUCAGGUGGUGCGGGAGGAGAUGCUGGAGUACAAGCGGCAGAAGGAAUCCAAACUUGUCCACCCCGAGUAA
Molecule: messenger RNA, 1542 nt
Organism: Trypanosoma rangeli
Lineage: Eukaryota; Euglenozoa; Kinetoplastea; Trypanosomatida; Trypanosomatidae
Exons: 1
Coding region: 1-1542 (513 amino acids)
Source: RefSeq, a predicted model, not a curated record